ACAAUGUGUCACGCCGCAUCUGAACUCUGAAUCAACACUGGCGCGUGGAAAUUGACCUCGCGUCGCGUCGCCAUGGCAAUAUCAGCUCUCACUUCCUAAACAAACCCGAGACAAGGAAAAGAAAAGAGGCUUUAGCUGGGGAUUGUUAACGCACAACAUUUGUGCAUUAAGUUCAUCGUCUGUGCCUGACAAGACAAUAUAAGACUCAGGAUACGGAGUAAUAACACCCAAGGUCUUUCCAAGGAAAUCUUUUUGAAUUAUCCACCCUGCGAUAUUUCUGCACUCCAAGUCAUUAUGGUCCGCCUGACAGUGCAUCUGAUCGCAAAAUUGGGCAGUCACUCAAAAUCCAGCAGAAGCGAAUCCUUCCAGCAGUACCUGAGGAAACUGACCCAUCUCAACUUCUCAGACAAAAACAUAGAGGAGAUUGAUGAUCUAUCUGUGUGCAGAAACCUCACAGUCCUUUACCUAUAUGACAAUCAAAUAUCACAGAUCUGCAACUUGGGGUUUGCCUCAAACCUUACACACUUAUACAUGCAAAAUAACAAUAUAUCUUGCAUCGAGAACCUCUCGUCUCUACAUAAGCUAUCUAAACUGUUCCUGGGAGGAAACAGCAUCACUGUGGUGGAGGGAUUAGAGGAGUUGAAAAGCCUAAAGGAGCUGCAUGUGGAAGGUCAGAAACUACCUUGUGGAGAAAAGCUGGCCUUUGACCCUCAUUCCAUUUCUAGCCUGUCUGAAACUCUGUGCAUUUUAAAUAUCAGCAAAAAUAACAUUGAUGAGUUAUGGGAUUUGGCUCCUCUCAGAAAAAUGACCCAUCUUUUUGCUGCCGAUAACCAGCUACAUGACAUACAGGAGUUAGAGACGGUGUUCAGCCAAUGGUUUAAACUGCGCCUUCUGGAUCUGAGUAGAAAUCCUGUGUGUCACAAACCUAAAUACAGGGACAGACUAAUAACUGUUUGCAAAUUUCUAGAUGACCUUGAUGGGAAACAAAUAAAUGAGCUGUCCAGGCAGUUUCUAAUCAAUUGGAAAGCCUCAAAAGAUGCAAAGAAGAAACCAGAGGAUGGAAAAGACAACAAACUACAAGUGGCAAACCAACUUUCAACUUCAGCUGAUUUUCACUUGGGUCCCCAACAUCCUUCUGUCCGAGAGCGCAGCAGCUCUUUGAGUAAGCCGUCAGAAAAUGAAAAGCCUGGCGUUACAUUUCGGACAGACCAAAUUCAAGCUGACAGCAGAGGAAGAGGGACAAGAGGAGAUUCCAGUACCGAAUGGCAAUCUCUGAAAAUAUGAAGCUUUAUCGAAGUCCUUUUGGCUUCAAAUAUUUAACUCAAAAACUCAAUCAAUAAGCUUGCGGUAUGUGUGUGUGAAGAUUUAUGCUGAAUACUUUUUAAGAAAAAGAAGCUCUGCCACUUAUAUAAAAUGUGAAUAAUGGCUUAAAUUUUAUUUAUUUGACAAGUCUUUUACACUGCCUUAUUUGCAAUUCUGACAGUUCUGUUUGAAAAUACCUGUCUGUGUUUUUAAUAAAUUUACAUUUUAAGGAA
Messenger RNA from Danio rerio (zebrafish), 1535 nucleotides. NCBI's taxonomy places the organism in Eukaryota, Metazoa, Chordata, Actinopteri, Cypriniformes, Danionidae. The record is from RefSeq and is a predicted model, not a curated record.